GUUGUGCGGGCGACUCGUAAAUUUCCACCUACCACAUUCUCCGCCACGACUGCUCACAGCUUCCCAAACCCAACCAUGGCCGCCGCCGCCGCUGCCUGCUCCGCGCCUCCGCGCAAUCUCUUCUGCGCCACGGCGCAGCUUGCUCCCUCCGCCGCCGCCGCGACCAGCCGCCGGAGGGUCGGCUGCUCAAUAUCCACCCGCAGGUGGCCGUGCCGCCGGUGGGCCCACCGUCCGGACGCCGCGUCCCGGAUCCGGCGAACGACGCCUCGCCCGAAGGCGGCGAGGGUGAGCUGCGCCUACUCUACCGGCGCUGAAGCAAUCACUGCAUGUUCCUGGAACCAAUAUGUUAUCUGCAGUGAUGUACCUGUGCUUGUGGAGUUUUGGGCCUCAUGGUGCGGACCUUGUAAAAUGGUCCAUCGAAUUGUUGACGAGAUUGCGGAAGAAUAUGCUGGAAGGAUAAAAUGCUAUAAGAUUGACGCUGAUGAUUACCCACAAACUGCAACAUCUUACAAUAUUGAGAGGGUUCCGACUGUUUUACUAUUCAAGGAUGGAGAGAAAAUACAUAGUAUUACUGGAACUCUUCCAAAAGCUGUUUAUGUGAGGGCCAUUGAGAAAUCUUUCUCGCAACAGUGAUCAUUUCGGUCAUAAUUUAUUUUCAUUGUUUGGUCCUGAUAAUAUUCCCAUAUACUUGAUUUAUCACUGCCAGACUGCCAGUAGUGAAAGAGUACUGAAGGUAAAGUGGGAGUUAUAACAUGAGCUUCUGCUUGGACAUAGGGGUUAUCCUGCUUCGCAACUGUAAUGUAAAUAUUGAUGUAAUUCUGAAAAGAAAUGUUGAGCCUUUCUUUUUACUCCUAAGGCUGUAAUGGAUGAUAAUUGUUGUUAUUGAUGUGAAACAGGGUUGCAUAUUUAAGGUCCUUGGAAUAUAUCGUUAAAAUGAAGUCAAAUUAGGACUUCCCUUAUAUUUUA
Messenger RNA from Brachypodium distachyon (stiff brome), 966 nucleotides. RefSeq names its product thioredoxin M3, chloroplastic. Gene Ontology annotation, molecular function: oxidoreductase activity, acting on a sulfur group of donors, disulfide as acceptor; protein-disulfide reductase activity. NCBI's taxonomy places the organism in Eukaryota, Viridiplantae, Streptophyta, Magnoliopsida, Poales, Poaceae. Gene Ontology annotation, cellular component: cytoplasm. The record is from RefSeq and is a predicted model, not a curated record. The coding region runs from base 76 to 633 and encodes 185 amino acids. The transcript has 2 exons.